CUCAUGUCUAUAUAAAGGGGAAUUGUUUUACACAUUCUGUAAAACAUAAAACACACGUUUCUAUACAAAUCAAACUAGCCAAUCAGUGCUGGAUAAACAGCAGAAGACUGCCGUUGUGACUGCAACAUCAUCAACAACAAGGAACACGAAAAAUACCAAAAGGGCUGAAAGAUGAGCUAAAAAGAUGUGGAGGGUGAAGGCAGGAGUGGUUCCCGUGGUAAUCGGACCACUAGGGGCUGUGACCUCCAAACUGGAAGAAUGGCUCCUGCAGAUCCCAGGAACAACAUCCGAGAUCUCUGUCCAGAAGAGUGAAGUGGGAACAGCUAAAACACCACUAGCGGGCGCUAAAACACACCCGAGUUGCUUUCUUGGAUGGCGUGUUCUGAUUGAGAGAGCCACCCCACCGAGUCUUUACCUGGUGGGACGCGACUCGCAUCGCUCCUUGACAACUUCAUCCAGAGCGCGCAAAGCGGCGUAGCUGUCAACAUGACCAUCAGCAUGGUCAACCCGAGUGGAAAUCUGCGUGAACAAAUGCCUUUCUUAACUAAGAUGGAGCGAGUGAUAGUGUCUAUGCAAGACCCUGACGUGGGCAUGAAGAUGCGAAACCAGCGGCUGCUUAUUACAGUGAUACCGCAUGCAAUGACUGGUAGUGAUAUUGUAAGCUGGCUGACCCAGAAGUAUGCCAUCACUGAAGAAGAGGCACUACAUAUAGGAAAUUUCUUGGUGAAAUACGGUUACAUAUAUCCUCUGAAGGAGCCUCGGAACCUGUGCUUGAAACAAGACGAGUCACCAUAUCGCUUUCAGACACCGUAUUACUGGACAUCGACCCGUUGGCCUGCCUCCGAGAUGGAUUACGCCAUUUAUUUAGCCAAGAAAAACAUUCGGAAACAAGGCGAACUGAUAGAUUAUGAGAAGGAGUGUUAUAAUGUUUUACAUAAAAGGAUCAACCACACCUGGGACUUUGUGGUUAUGCAGGCAAGAGAACAGCUCAGGUGCUUCAUCGCCUAUCAUCAGUGGGCAUCCAAACAGCGACGGAAGGCUGAUCGCUUAGUUCUGGAAUAUCAGGAACAGGCGUACUGGUUAGUCAACAGACCCCCUCCAGGUGCCAUGGAAGUAUUGGAAUGGGGACCAGAGAGGGGAAGUAUCGCGAACCCACGAGUACAACUGAAUGCUGAAUUCUACAAGAAAGAGAUUGAUCAAAACAGGACAGCACUGGGACGCAAUCGAGUCAAGUCCUCGUUAUGUCUGGAAAGUUUUGUUAAGUACUGUGAACAGUACCAGGACCAUGACCCCAUAAUGCAAGGCUGCCUACCCAGCAACCCAUGGAUCACUGAUGACAUCAUGUACUGGAAUAUGAAUUCAGAAACGGCAGUCAUGCCAACCAAACUCCGUGUGGAGCGGUGGAGUUUUAGUUUCAUGAAGCUGCUUAAUGAUCCACUAGGACAAAAGGAGUUCCUCAUCUACCUGGAGAAAGAGUUCAGUGCGGAGAACCUGCUCUUCUGGCAAGCAUGCGAGGAUGUGCAACACGGGGAGACUUCCAGGAUCGCUGACAAGGUGGACGAGGUUUACAAGCAGUACCUCGCACCCGGAGCCAGCAACUGGGUCAACAUCGACAGUAAGACGAUGGAGAGCACCCUAGAGGGAAUCCAUCAGCCUAAUCGCUUUGUCCUGUACGAUGCACAGAGGCACAUUUACUUCCUCAUGAAGAAGGACUCGUACCCUCGCUACCUGAAGUCCGAACAGUACAAGAAUUUGCUAGAGAAAGCGAUAGUUCCACAGGAAACAAAAAAGAGCGUGUUCCCGUUCAUGCGUCGUCAGCGACAUUCAAGCCCGUCUCCAGCACUGUUGACACAAGCAGGAGAUGACGAUGGUAAGGCACUGAGCAGCUCGGUCCGGGCUAACACCAGCGCCCCGUCUCCAACUUAAUCACACCUACAUGCAUGCGACACAUGCUACAAUGUGACAAAAUCAUUGCUAAACUCAUCACUAAACCCCAUUUAGUGUAUUACUAUUAUAAAUGUGAUGUUAUCUAUAUUAAAAUCCUGAAAUAGGCUUUUGCAUGAAACUGCAUGAAACAACUUCUUGUAUGUGACCUAAAUGAAAAAACUUCGUUUCUACCCCUGUCACAUUACUGGGGUGUCUCUCAGUUAGAUUUGUGAAGGUGUUUCAAAUUAAAAUAUAGCAAUAAUAAUAUAUAGCAUCCAUCACACCAAACUGCUCACUUUACACAGUGAGUUUGCAGUCAGUUUUGAAUGUUGUUUCAUAUUUAGGUAUUGUUCAUUGUUACCUCUGUGUAUUAUUUGUAACACAUUAUCCGUAUUCUUUUGUCAUUUCCUUGUGAUGUACUGCAUUUUUUAAUGAUGAAACUGGAUGACUUCAUUGCAAAUGCGUCUAUAUCCCUUUAGUGACACUCUGCAGCAGUUCAUUGAGCAUGCAUUGAUAGGAAGAAGGCAUGAAUAGGGCCAAUUGUAUUUUCACUAACCCUUGCUACACAAGUAGAACUCUAAUACACAGUAGCUACACCAAGGCAGUGUGAACACCUGCCCAGAUUUCACUGUUAAUUCUUGUUGAUAUACAUUCCACAUUGCAACUUAGAAGUGGCUUCAAAAUCUUUCAUGUCUGAAGUUUUUGGAUUUGGAUGUGACCCCUUUAAUUAACAGAUACAGUGAUAAGGUUUCUAUUUAUUUAUCUAUUUUUCAGAGUCUGUUCCAUGGUUUUAUCUGGCUUGUCUCCUUAAGAGUAAAGCGUAAUUAUUAACAACUCAUGACUUUCUCUUAUUUCUCUGAUUACUAAUUUUGUCUUCUUUAUGACAGCAAGCCGAUUGUCAGAUAGUGGAGAACAAAAAGAUGUCAGUGCCUAAACUAUGAUUCACAUGAUUUUGAACCCAGUGUUAUAGCCUGAAAAUGUGAUGCCAGAUGUUGUUCUUCUACUGAAUCCUCAUUAACAGAGUAAUAAAUUAAUAGGCUAUGUAAUUUUAUUUAU
Molecule: messenger RNA, 2982 nt
Organism: Electrophorus electricus (electric eel)
Lineage: Eukaryota; Metazoa; Chordata; Actinopteri; Gymnotiformes; Gymnotidae
Gene: rgs11
Product: regulator of G protein signaling 11
Biological process (GO): positive regulation of GTPase activity; G protein-coupled receptor signaling pathway; regulation of G protein-coupled receptor signaling pathway
Cellular component (GO): plasma membrane; neuron projection; cytoplasm
Molecular function (GO): GTPase activator activity
Source: RefSeq, a predicted model, not a curated record